AUGGCAGACGCACGAAGUUUGUCUAAUGUUUCACUGACGGCAAAUUCCACCAGCACAUCUAAUCUUGUUGACCAAACUUACAAAGUUUACAAAAGAAGAUGGUUUAUUUUAAUUGUAAUUUGUUUGCUCAACAUUUCAAAUGCAAUGGUCUGGAUUACCUUCUCACCAAUAGCUGAUGUAACAGCAGAGAAGUUUAAAGUCGAUGCCUUUAAAGUGAAUGUGUUGUCAUUAGUCUUUCUAAUUUGUUCAGUUCCAUUUGGAUUUUGUGCCUCAUGGGUUUUGGACACCUUUGGCUUAAGAGCAAGUAUCUUAUUAUCAGCCUGGCUGAAUGGUAUUGGUGCAUUAUUACGUAAUGUUAGUGUCUUUGAUGGUAUUGAUGACUCAGCAAGAUAUCCGAUAUUGUUAUUGGGACAGACGCUAGCAGCGUGUGCACAACCUUUUGUUAUGUUUGCUCCUACCAAACUUGCAGCUUUAUGGUUCGCUGGUAAUCAGAGAGCUACAGCUAAUAUGCUUGCUUCUAUGGCUAACCCACUUGGAAUCUUAUCAGCAAAUGUUAUAGUUCCAGCCAUGGUAACUAGUUGUGAUGGACACGACAUUCCUUCAGCUUUAUGGGUUAUGACAGGGAUCAGUUUGACUGGAACCAUGAUGGCCACAUUUGGUGUAUGUAGUUCUACUCCUCCCACACCACCUACAGCGAGUGCUGAGGAAGACUCAGAAAAAUUCAUUGAUGGUCUGAAAAAAAUAUUAAAGAACAAGAAUUACUGGGUGUUAAAUAUAACAUUUGGUGCAGGAUUAGCCAUUUUCACUUCCUUUACAACCUUUUUAGACCAGAUAUUAUGUCCCAAAGGCUAUUCAAAUUCAUUUGCAGGAUUAUGUGGUGCUUUGAUGAUAGCAGGAGGUGUGUUAGGAGCUAUAGUGUCAGGAAUAUAUGUAGAUAAAUCAAAGAAAUUUGCUGAAGUUAUAAAAUUUUCAUAUGCAUGUGCAGUUAUGGCAGGACUAGCAUUUACUCAGGUAGCCAGACUAAGAAAUCAAAGUGUACUGGCAGCUACUUUUAUAACAUUAUUUGGUGUAUUUGGUUUUGCUAUGUAUCCUAUAUCUAUGGAAAUGUCAGUAGAAGUUACCUACCCUGUUGCAGAGGCAACAAGUUCAGGGUUACUUAUAGUGUCAGGUCAGAUACAAGGUAUCAUAAUCAUAUUAGUGUUACAGUUUUUAGCACAGCCUUUAUCACCUGAAGAUUUAGCUAUAGGAACUGGCUGUUCAGGAGGUUGUUCAGGUAACAGUACUUCACAGUUCACACCUCAGGAAUGGACAGUGCCAAACCUGGUUGCCAAUGGUUAUGCUGUGAUUGCUGUGUGUUUAGUAUUAUUGUUACUGAAACCAGAUUAUAAAAGACUGAAAGCAGAAAAGAAAAUUUUAGCAGAAAGAAUAUUGAACAUUUCUCACAAUCUACGAUCAUAGUAAUAUAGGUAUUAAUUUAAUGAAAUCCAUGUCACACAAUCAUGACUUGCCUAGAAUAGUUCCUUUUGUUUAAAUAUUCAAACAUGCUCAGAAGCAAAGUAAAAGAAUCCAUUUUUUUUGAAAGUAUAACAUGAUGACACUAAUGAAAAAAUCUGAGCAAUCUUUCAAAUUACUAUGAAAGGAUCUGUUGGAAACUUUUUGGGCAUCUUGUAGAGCUAGAAAAAAUAUUUGAUUAUUAUAUCAUUAUUGGCAAUAAGCUAGAAUGUGUCAAAAUUUAUAUUCUAGUUUUUACAUGGUUUAUUAUCUGUGAUGAAAAUAAUUUGUUAACAAGUUAUUGGAUUUGUUUAUUUAUUUUUUUAAAUAUAUUUUUCUAAAUAUAAUGUUGAUGUUAGAGUAAGAGAACCAUAUGAAUGACAAGACAAUGUAUAGUUGAAAUUAAAGCAGAGCAAUAUAAACAAAACAUUCUUAAGAAAUUAACUUCUAGUCCUACAUGGAUAGAAUAAAAGUGGAGUUUUGUAUACACAUUUUUUUAUGAGUAUUAUUGAUGUAUAUAUGAUUAUUUAUACUUAUUUAUUAACAAAUUAUACAAGCUUCUGUUAAAGACAUUUUGUGAAAUGGUUUUCAUAUUGAAAUCUGGUUAUUGAGAAUUAAUGAAAGGUUGACAUACAUGUAGUAUGACAUUUUACCAUGGUCAUUUUAUGAGCAAUCUAUAAACAAAUGUUGAAAUGUUUAAAUAUUUUUAUUGUUUCAAAAUUUGUAAUUUAUUGCUUUCUUUAUUUCUUCCAAUCAAGCAACAAACAGAUCAUCAAUUGUUUAAUACUUUUAGUAAAUGUAUGAAUAUUUGUAGAACAAAGGAUUUUUAAAUAUUCAGUGAAACAGUGAUUUAUUUUACUAACGAAAUUCUUGUAGGUAGUGCCCAUAUAAAGUCAGGAAAACAAAUCGUAGUUUCUUAAAAUAAUAUUUUCUGUUUUUUUCUGUAUUUUCCACUAAUUUUGGAUUUGAAUAAGAAUAGAUGUGGGGUAUAUGUCAGUGAGACAGCAACCCAAGGACAUGGAACAAACCCACAAAACACUAGUAGAGGCCAACAUAUAAUCACCUGUCUUUACAUCUAUAUCCGCCCCAGCUACAAGUCGUGAACAUUGAAAAGCAAUUAUCAAAGAUCUGCCUUCAUCAUUGGAAUUGUGAUUAUACUGGAGUUCAGCACAUUUCUUAUAUUCUUAUCACACUUAUUGAUUGUUGAUGACAUAAACCGUUGAUUAAAUGAAUAAGGUUUGUUGAGGCACAUUCAACUUGUAUAUCAGACUUUUACAUUCUUUUAGUCUUGGACCAUUUGAUAUCAGGUUUCUUUCUCAUCUUUUAUUGUUAUAACAUGAAAACGAUAGAGGUCAUGUGACUUACAUUUGCAUCAUUAUCCAUGUAUUAUGAAUGUUUAAUUUUCUUUUAUGCUAGUUGUAUUAUAUGUCUCUGUUGUUACUUACUUUGACAGCCAUUGAAUGAUUUUUAGCUUGCAAUCAGGGAUUAAUUUGUAAAAUAUAAUCAAAACUUGUUCAGCUUUUUAUAUAAUUGUAUUAAUUUUUAUAUUUUAUAGAAAAUUUCUCACCCAGUCACUAAUCAUUGCAGACACAUUCUUGACAACAAGUAUAGGCAGAAGUAGACAUUAGUUAUCAAAUGCAAAACAAUCAUUUCUUCACUAUUUAUUCAGAUGUAAUGUUUUACUACUCUAAAGGGAUUCUUACAAUAAAUGUAUUAUCAUAACAGGAUCUGUAACAUGAUAGGUUAUUUGUUAUUUAUUCCAUUUUCAUAACAUUUCCUCUGUCAGAUUAAGUUUUAUUGUUUGCUUAGAUUUAGGAAUAAUUUUAAUGUACUUUUUUCUAAAGUUUCUAUUGUGACCUGUAGUUUUAAUGUAUCUACACUAAUGUAUAUGAUAUUUAUAAUUAUAAUUGAUACAUGUGGUGAUAAACAGACAAAUAAAUUACGAGGUUGUUUAUGGUGGUUUAAACUUUAUGAAGAGUUGUUGAAUCCAUCCAAACCAUCAUUAUGUACCACCUUCGAUAGUAUGGUGGCAUUAUUUAUUCAGGAUUAUGCAUUGGUUUAUCAGUAUGUCCCAACAUCCUUUCCACAUGGUGUAAGGUAGUUAUCCAUUGAGUUGUGGUCACAUCAACUUGAAACUUUAAAAUACAUAUUUCAUUAUGGUGUGAACCUUUUGAAAUAUAUAAUAUAUAUUAUAUGUAAGGGUUUGCACACAUUUUACUGUUCACUGAACAUGGAAAUGUGAUAGUGCAAGUGAGACAGGUGUCCUAUGGACAGGAAAUGUGAUAGUGCAAGUGAGACAGGUGUUCUAUGGACACAUAUUCUUGUUUUCAUUACAUGUACUAAUUAAAGCUACCCAUUCUAUAUUUUUGACAUUUGAUGAUAAACCCAGUUUAGUGAAUACAAUUAUAUGAAAAGCAUGUAUAUCAUUUGUUGUCCAACAUUAAACAGAAUAAGAGAUGGUUUAUUUAAAUACAAAUUGAAUGAAAAUAUAUUUAAAGCAAGUAGAGAAAAGUGAGGUCUUUUUAAAUAUACAUAGGCUUCAAUUAAUUUUGUGGUUCUUUCAUAUUAUUGUCUUCAUUGGAUAUAUAUGUUAUAACUGCACCAUGCAUUUCUGUUUGACUUUUGAUUCCAAUGUUCUUAGUAUCUGAUUAAUAAAAAGGAUAACAGUUGUUACCUGCAAUAUUAGACAGCACACAACAAAAAGGAACAUGUUCCAAAUAACUUUACAGGGACAAAAUGUGAAGAUAUAUCUGUUUUACUUGCAUACAAACCAACCCUUCUACCAAUCUAGAUCAUAUAUGCUAUGAUAAAAACCUGCAUAGUCUAGCUACUAGCAGAAUAACCACUAUCACUUAAAACAUUGUUUAAUCUUAAUCAAUAAUUAUAAUUAAAAUGUGCAUUUUAUUUAGGCUUUUAUUAAUUGUUCAUCUUUUACACCUAUCUUUUUUAUCUGUUUAAAAAGUUGAUUUUAUUAGUGUUUUUUAAAGAAAUAAAGAUACAAAGAAUUAAAA
Messenger RNA from Mytilus californianus (California mussel), 4502 nucleotides. Its product is annotated as solute carrier family 49 member A3-like. The transcript is spliced from 11 exons. The coding region runs from base 1 to 1458 and encodes 485 amino acids. Lineage: Eukaryota; Metazoa; Mollusca; Bivalvia; Mytilida; Mytilidae. Gene Ontology annotation, biological process: transmembrane transport. The record is from RefSeq and is a predicted model, not a curated record. Gene Ontology annotation, molecular function: transmembrane transporter activity. Gene Ontology annotation, cellular component: membrane.